AUGGAUCUCAACAGUUUUACAAGAGUUGGUGAGCAAAAUCCAUGGAGUGAUGCCGACUCUUCUCUAUCUCCAUUGCUGAAUGUAUUGAAUUUAGCAGAAAAAUUAGGCUAUGUUCUAAAGAAUAAAGAAGAUAAAUUGAAGAGUUCAACAGCAUCAUUAGCAGUGAUAGCAGUGCUUAAGGAAAUUACAAAAAUUCAGAAGGAAUUGCAUCAGGUUGAUUUAGAGAUCCAAAAGAGAAUGCAGGACAGAGAGACUAGUGAUAUUACUCAUCUGGACACAAGAGAGAAAAGAAUAAAGAAUAUACAAAGUUUGAAUGGCCACAUGCAAUCCAUAAUCGACAGCAAGAGUCAGUUAAAAACUCGACUACAACAACCAUUUGUUGGUGAUUUUGUAAAAAUUGAAGCACAAUAUCACAGGUAUGCAGCAGAACUUUUCCCCCAGGUAGCCCCAGUCCUAGCAGAUCUCAACACGCACUUAGAAAAUAUCACAUGGGUUAAAUCCUUGUCCUUCAGUGAUGGACAAAUGGAAAGUUUGUUGAGUGAAAUUAACAACACAUUGGCAGGACUACAGACAACUUUCCAGUUGUUGUGCCAAAUGAGGAACAAUAUGGCUCAAUUUCAUGGACUUGAAAUAAAAUCCUGACAACAGAUUGUUUUAAUAAUACUGUGUAUUACUUACAUGUAGAUAUUAAAUAUAUUUUCUUAGAA
Molecule: messenger RNA, 707 nt
Organism: Saccostrea echinata
Lineage: Eukaryota; Metazoa; Mollusca; Bivalvia; Ostreida; Ostreidae
Product: HAUS augmin-like complex subunit 2
Exons: 6
Coding region: 1-642 (213 amino acids)
Biological process (GO): centrosome cycle; microtubule nucleation; spindle assembly
Cellular component (GO): centrosome; mitotic spindle microtubule; HAUS complex
Source: RefSeq, a predicted model, not a curated record